Molecule: messenger RNA, 4782 nt
Organism: Opisthorchis viverrini
Lineage: Eukaryota; Metazoa; Platyhelminthes; Trematoda; Opisthorchiida; Opisthorchiidae
Exons: 29
Biological process (GO): amino acid transmembrane transport
Cellular component (GO): membrane
Molecular function (GO): L-amino acid transmembrane transporter activity
Source: RefSeq, a predicted model, not a curated record
CUGUUUGCACAAACGAGGACCAUUGUCCUGCGUCGAUGGGUUGUCGGCUUUGGGGUCCUAUAUACACAAAUCAAAUCCGUUGAACUUAUUGAAUGUUGUUUUACUAAGCCAUCGGCCCAUCCACACUUACAAAAGACCGCUGUUUUGAGCCCAUUGACACGUGCUGUCGCGCGCCCGCAAGGUGAUAUGGUUAUUCGCUCAAGAAAGAAGAAAGAGGAAUGCUCAAAAGUUGAACUCAAGAAGGAUAUUGGUAUACUGAAGGGUGUUAGCCUUGUUGUCGGUAUAAUUGUUGGAUCAGGCAUUUUCUUAUCACCUGUUGGUGUUUUACGCCACACUAAUUCGAUUGGACUGUCCUUUGUAAUGUGGGUUGUGGCCGGAUUAUUCAGUGCGCUAGGAGCUAUGGUGUAUGCAGAACUCGGUGUCACGAUACCGAGAUCUGGAGCAGGAAAAGUAAUAGCUUUACUGCUCACUAUCGGAUUUGGGAUUGCUUAUCUUGCUCGAGGCCAGGUUAGCAGUUUUAAAGAUCCUUUCGAAGAUAGUGCGACGUCUCCCGGAGCGUUAGCAAGUGCAUUUUAUCAAGGUUUCUGGUCCUUUGCUGGCUGCAACCUACCGAUUGUCAUCAUCAUAUCACUCAUAGUCGUAACAGUAAUCUAUCUCUUGGCAAAUGUGGCGUAUCUGGCGGUUUUGUCACCUUAUGAAGUCCUUAACUCCGAUGCUGUGGCAGUGACAAUGGCUAAUCGAUGCAUGGGCGUGAUGGCUUGGAUCAUGCCCGUGUUUGUAGCUGCGUCCGUUUUUGGUAGUAUCAACGGCGAGGUAUUGUCAAUGUCCAGGGUUUGCUUUGCUGGUGGAGAGAAGGGUCACACGCCCGCAAUUCUUUCCAUGGUUAGCGUGACCAACCUAACACCAAUUCCUUCCAUAGUUGCAAUGAUCCUUGUCUCCAUUCUCUUCCAAUUCUUUCCCGAUUUGUACGUCCUGAUCGAAUACACCGGUCUGGCUUUUACGAUUGUCUCCGGUGUUGCGGUUUGCAGUUUGAUUCACAUCAAACGGACACACCCCGAAUUGAACAGGACCGCAUUUAAGCUACCCAUGUUCCUUCCGGUUUUAUACCUGAUUGUCAACUUCAGUAUUGGAAUAUUCUCCAUUUACAAUGGCCCUUUGAACGCACUGAUUGGCCUCGGAAUAAUGGCCAUUGGUAUACCUCUCUACAUAAUUGGCAUCGCGUGGAAAAACAAGCCCCGUAUCAUUGAAUCCGCAUUGUACAAAUUUACGGUAACAACGCAAAAAGUCCUCAGCGUCGUGCAGCAAGAAGCCGUUACGGACGUUAUACCAGUUGAGCCAGAGGAGGAGGACGUGAUGAAAAAGAUGCGGUUACUGAAAACCUACCAGAAGGCCAGGAGCUAUAAAAUGCUGCCAGAAGGCUCUUGCUACGGAAAACGAGUAGUUCAUUAUGAACAACCACAGGCUAUGCGAGUCAAGUAUUCGAGUCAUUGGGACAGAGAGAGCUCUUCCAUGGCCAUCCUCCGCGAGAUAAUUCAUUCUCCAAACUACUACAGCUCUCUUCGAGUAAUCCGGGAGUUGCAAGACCGGUAUUUUAAAUACUUUUGCUUUCUUGUCGUGCAUUGUAUUCGGACUUUGCCACAGCGGACAAACAUGGUUUUCGGGUCGAAGAAAAAGAAGGCAGGAGUCCAAAAAAUAGAGCUGAAAAAGGAUAUUGGCAUCCUAAAGGGCAUUGGAAUAGUGGUCGGAAUAAUUGUUGGUUCAGGCAUUUUCCUGUCGCCUGUUGGAGUUUUGCGCAUCACAAAUUCUGUUGGCCUCUCGUUUAUCAUGUGGAUCGUCACUGGAUUAUUCAGCGCACUUGGCGCUAUUGUAUACGCAGAACUUGGUGUCACCCUCCCACGAUCCGGGGGUGAAUACAUAUAUAUUCUCGAAACGUUUGGUCCGUUCUUGGCUUUCAUGGCCCUCUGGAUCACUUUCUUCGUGAUUGGGACUGUUGCUUGCGCUGUCAACUCUAUGGUAGCAGCCAACUACAUUUUGAAGCCUUUUUUCCCCACGUGCGAUGUGCCGAUCUCUGCGGUUCAGUUGGUGGCAAUUUUAGUCCUACUACCUUUAGUAACACUUUGCUUCAUCAACUGCUACCGAGUCACAUGGGCCACAAAACUGUCUGUGGUUUUCACAGUCGGAAAGGUUUUUGCAUUACUACUUGUCAUCGGAUUCGGAUUUGCUUAUCUCGCUAAAGGCAACGUCGAAAGCUUCAGAGACUCGUUUGAAAACAGUGCGACUUCUCCGGGGGCACUAGCAAGCGCUUUUUAUCAAGGAUUCUGGUCCUAUGCUGCUUGGAACUACCUGAAUUUUCUCACUGGGGAAAUGAAGAAUCCAGCUCGAAACCUACCCAUUGUAAUCGUAUUGUCAUUGAGCCUGGUAACAGUGAUCUACGUCCUGGCCAACGUUGCGUACUUGGCGGUCUUAUCACCUUAUGAGAUCUUAAACUCUGAUGCUGUGGCGGUGACAAUGGCCAAUCGAUGCAUGGGCGUGAUGGCUUGGAUUAUGCCUGUCUUUGUCGCCGCAUCCGUUUUUGGCAGUAUCAACGGUGAGGUGCUCUCCAUGUCCAGGCUUUGUUUUACUGGUGCAGAGGAAGGUCACAUGCCCAGUAUCUUGUCCAUGGUCAGUGUGACCAAUCUAACACCGAUUCCCUCGGUGCUCGCCAUGGUUCUCCUCUCCAUUUUCUUCCAAUUCUCUCCUGAUUUGUACGUGUUGAUCGAAUUCACCGGCCUAGCCUUUACAGUCGUCUCCGCUAUUGCAGUGUGUAGUUUGAUUCACAUCAAACGGACGAAUCCAGGCUUGAACCAAACCAAGUUUAAACUGCCCAUGUUUUUUCCCAUCUUAUACCUGAUCGUCAACUUUGCUAUUGGAGUAUUUUCCAUCUACAAUGCACCGCUCAACUCGUUGAUUUGUAUCGGUCUAAUGGCUAUCGGCAUACCACUCUACGUACUCGGCAUUGCGUGGAAAGACAAGCCCCGUUUCAUUCAGAAUGCAUCGUCUCGCCGGCGUGUUGGAAGCAUGGUUUUCAGUUCAGGGAAAGAAGACGAGUCGAAUGAAAAAGUCCACCUGAAGCAGGAUAUAGGCAUCUUAAAGGGUGUUGGAAUUGUGGUCGGCAUAAUUGUUGGUUCAGGAAUUUUCCUAUCUCCUGUGGGGAUUUUGCGCAUUACCAAUUCGAUUGGCCUUUCCUUUAUUAUGUGGAUCGUUACUGGCUUGUUCAGCACAGUUGGGGCCAUUGUAUACGCAGAGCUUGGAGUCACGAUACCACGAUCUGGUGGUGAAUAUAUAUACAUCCUGGAAACGUUCGGCCCGUUCUUGGGUUUUAUGGCACUUUGGAUCACUUUUUUCGUGAUUGGCACUGUUUCUUGUGCAAUCAAUUCUCUCGUGUUAGCCAAUUAUAUCUUGAAGCCAUUAUUUCCUGCGUGUGAUGUUCCUGCUUCUGCAGUUCAGUUGGUAGCACUCAUAGCCGUCCUAACACUUUGCUUCAUCAACUGCUAUCGUGUUGCUUGGGCGACGAAACUAUCUGUGGUAUUCACGGCUGGGAAGGUCCUGGCUCUGCUACUCAUAGUCGGAUUCGGGAGUGCUUAUCUUGCUCGAGGUAACGUCGGGAGCUUCAAAGAUCCCUUCGAACACAGUGCGACCUCCCCAGGUGCACUAGCCAGCGCCUUCUAUCAAGGGUUCUGGUCAUUUUCUGGAUGGAACUACUUGAACUUCCUCACUGGAGAAAUGAAAAAUCCCGCACGGAACCUUCCCAUUGUAAUUGUCUUGUCAAUGAGCCUCGUAACAGUGGUCUACAUCUUGGCCAACGUUGCGUAUCUGGCGGUCUUGUCACCUUAUGAGAUCCUGAACUCUGAUGCUGUGGCGGUGGCGAUGGCCAAUCGGUGCAUGGGUGUGAUGGCUUGGACUAUGCCUGUGUUUGUUGGUGCGUCUGUGUUUGGCAGUAUCAACGGUGAGGUACUCUCCAUGUCUAGACUUUGCUUUACCGGUGCAGAAGAAGGUCACAUGCCCGCUAUACUAUCAAUGGUCAGCGUGACCAAUAUGACACCGAUUCCUUCCAUUCUCGCCAUGAUCCUGCUCUCCAUUUUCUUCCAAUUUUCUCCCGAUUUGUAUGUCUUGAUCGAAUAUACCGGUCUUGCUUUUACGGUUGUCUCCGGUAUUGCAGUAUGCACUCUUAUCCAUAUCAAACGGAACAAUCCGGGAUUGAACAAGACGAAAUUUAAGCUGCCGAUGUUCCUCCCCAUCUUAUACUUGAUUGUCAACUUUGGCAUUGGAAUAUUCUCCAUCUACAACGCACCGCUCAACUCGCUGAUUUGUCUCGGUCUGAUGGCAAUGGGUAUACCACUUUACAUAAUCGGUAUCGCGUGGAAAACCAAACCUCGUGUGAUUGAGUCUGCUUCAUGUAAGUUGGUCCACGACUAUCCUUUUGCUUCGCUGCCGAUGUUCCUCCCCAUCUUAUACUUGAUUGUCAACUUUGGCAUUGGAAUAUUCUCCAUCUACAACGCACCGCUCAACUCGCUGAUUUGUCUCGGUCUGAUGGCAAUGGGUAUACCACUUUACAUAAUCGGUAUCGCGUGGAAAACCAAACCUCGUGUGAUUGAGUCUGCUUCAUAUAAAUUCACCAUAACAAUGCAGAAGAUCUUCAACGUCGUGCAACAAGAACCAGUCGCCGAUGUCAUGCCAGUUGUCCAAGAGGAAGAAAACGAUGUGAGAAACCGUAACUUGUUGACUCCAACCCUUACUGCAUAA